UACUUUGCUUGGUUUCAGUUCUGGGCAAGACAUCCAAGGGACAAGCGUGGUUGCAAAUCUUCCAGUCCUGAUGCGACAGAAUCCUACAGAGACACUGAGGAGAGUCUUGCCAAAAGUUCGAGAAGUUCUACCUGUUGCAGGUGUGGAAAUGCAACUAACAGCAGCUGUUUCUCUUUUGACAAUUCUUCAAGAGGAGUCAAUAUCCAUCCAUACUUACUCUCACUCAUUCUUACAACUCAUUCUACAGAAUCUGGAGCAUAGAGAUGCAGGUGUCAGUAAUGCUUGGCUGGACACACUUCUUGCUGCAAUAGAAGCUCUUCCAAAAGAAACUAUUAGACAUGAGAUCCUGAAUCCUCUUGUUUCCAAGGCACAGCUUUCCCAAACACUUCAGUCUCGCCUGGUUAGUUGUAAAAUCUUGGGGAAAUUAGCUAACAAGUUUGAAGCUCAUAUCAUUAAAAGAGAAAUCCUUCCCCUGGUAAAAUCUCUUUGCCAGGAUGUAGAAUAUGAAGUUCGUUCCUACAUGUGCCGGCAGCUAGAACUAAUUGCUCAAGGAAUAGGAACGGAAUUAACAAAAAAUGUAGUGCUUCCAGAACUAGUAGAAUUAGCAAGGGAUGAAGGCAGCAGUGUACGUCUUGCAGCUUUUGAAACAUUGGUAAAUCUGUUAGAAAUGUUUGAUGCGGAUGAUAGAAGUCAAACUGUUCUCCCAUUAGUGAAAUCAUUCUGUGAAAAGUCCUUUAAAGCAGAUGAAUCUAUUCUGGUUUCAUUAUCUUUACAUUUAGGGAAGCUUUGUAAUGGACUAUAUGGAAUUUUUACACCAGAGCAGCAUUUGCGAUUUUUGGAGUUCUAUAAGAAGCUUUGUACAUUGGGAUUAGAACAGGAAAAUGGGCACAAUGACAACCAGAUUCAGCUGCAAACCCUAGAACAGGAAAAGAAAUACAUAUCAGUGAGAAAGAACUGUGCUUACAAUUUACCUGCCAUGAUGAUUUUUGUGGAUCCCAAAAAUUUCAAUUUGGAACUGUAUUCUACAUUCUUUUGUUUCUGUCAUGAUCCUGAAGCACCAGUCAGACAUACUGUGGCUAGUAGUUUCUAUGAAGUUGCUAAGCUUUUAAAUACUGAUGUGUAUGUAAUACAUAAAGAACUGAUAGCCCUAUUGCAGGAUGAAUCAAUAGAG
Molecule: messenger RNA, 1171 nt
Organism: Protobothrops mucrosquamatus (brown spotted pit viper)
Lineage: Eukaryota; Metazoa; Chordata; Lepidosauria; Squamata; Viperidae
Product: serine/threonine-protein phosphatase 4 regulatory subunit 4
Exons: 11
Cellular component (GO): protein serine/threonine phosphatase complex; cytosol
Molecular function (GO): protein phosphatase regulator activity
Source: RefSeq, a predicted model, not a curated record